CCUCUGACGCAUGGGCAUUCCUAAAGUUAGCUGCUGGUUUACUGGUACCUUACUGUCUGCCUUAUUUUAUGCAAGGCGAUUUGUGGGCGGAGCGGGUUGUUAAGGUGUUGUGUUUGGAGAGAAACACUGUUGAGGGUUGGACUAUUCGAUCGGGUGCCUUAUUCCUUGCACUUCUACUUUCCUUUUUGUUGUUGUGUAGGAGCCGUCUAGGAGGGCGCUCUGCUAGACUCUAGAGAUGUUUUCAAGAGGUGCAUUAUAGGUAGA
This is a messenger RNA of Mytilinidion resinicola, 264 nucleotides long. RefSeq lists its product as uncharacterized. Bases 69 to 233 code for a protein of 54 amino acids. Lineage: Eukaryota; Fungi; Ascomycota; Dothideomycetes; Mytilinidiales; Mytilinidiaceae. The record is from RefSeq and is a predicted model, not a curated record. The transcript has a single exon.